GGCUGGGACGGCGGCAUGGCCCCCCCGCCUAAGGGCCCCGCCGCCCGCAAGCUGCUCUGCAUGUGCAGCCUCUCCCUCUGCCUCACCUACCUCUGCUACAGCCUCAUGGGGGGCCCCGCCGGACGAGGCGCCCCCCUCGCCGCCCCCGCCCCCUCCAGCCCCCCGCCCGCCCGCGCCGGCCUCCGCGCCACCACGACGCCCGGCGCCCCGCAGCCCACCCGCCCCGCGGCGGCCGCCCCCUCCGCCGCCAGCCCCGCCGCCCCCGGGGUCGCCACGGCCGCGCCGGAGCAGGGCGAGAAGCGGCUGCCGCAGGCGCUGAUCGUGGGCGUGAAGAAGGGGGGCACCCGCGCCCUGCUGGAGGCGCUGCGGGCCCACCCCGACGUGCGCGCCGUCGGCACCGAGCCCCACUUCUUCGACCGCAACUACCACAAGGGCCUCGACUGGUACAGGGAGGUGAUGCCCCCGACCCUCGAAGGGCAGCUCACCAUGGAGAAGACCCCCAGCUACUUCGUUACCAGCGAGGCCCCCCAGAGGAUCUACUCCAUGGCCAAAGACGCCAAGCUGAUCGUGGUGGUGCGCGACCCCGUGACGCGGGCCAUCUCGGACUACACCCAGACCCUCUCCAAGAAGCCGGACAUCCCCACCUUCGAGGUGUUGGCCUUCAAGAACCGAACGCUGGGCCUGAUCGACGCCUCCUGGAGCGCCAUCCGCAUCGGGAUCUACGCGCUGCACCUGGAGAGCUGGCUCCAGUACUUCCCUCUCUCGCAGAUCCACUUUGUCAGUGGCGAGCGGCUCAUCGAAGACCCGGCGGGGGAGAUGGCCAAGGUGCAGGACUUCCUGGGCCUCAAGAGGGUCGUGACGGAGAAGUAUUUCUAUUUCAAUCAGACCAAGGGGUUCCCCUGCCUCAAGAAGCCCGAGGACAGCAGCGCCCCACGGUGCCUCGGCAAGUCCAAGGGCCGGACUCAUCCCAAAAUAGACCCGAGCGUGAUCCAGAGGCUGCGGAAAUUUUACAAGCCCUUCAAUGUCAUGUUUUACCAAAUGACGGGCGAGGAUUUCCAGUGGGAGCAGGAAGAGGGCGAGAAGUGAGGCCGGAGGGGAGCGUG
This is a messenger RNA of Euleptes europaea (tarantolino), 1103 nucleotides long. Its product is annotated as heparan sulfate glucosamine 3-O-sulfotransferase 4-like. The transcript has 2 exons. NCBI's taxonomy places the organism in Eukaryota, Metazoa, Chordata, Lepidosauria, Squamata, Sphaerodactylidae. The record is from RefSeq and is a predicted model, not a curated record. Gene Ontology annotation, molecular function: [heparan sulfate]-glucosamine 3-sulfotransferase activity. The coding region runs from base 16 to 1086 and encodes 356 amino acids.